Fonsecaea multimorphosa CBS 102226 is the source of this 1344-nucleotide messenger RNA. RefSeq lists its product as uncharacterized. Gene Ontology annotation, biological process: transmembrane transport. Lineage: Eukaryota; Fungi; Ascomycota; Eurotiomycetes; Chaetothyriales; Herpotrichiellaceae. Gene Ontology annotation, molecular function: transmembrane transporter activity. The record is from RefSeq and is a predicted model, not a curated record. The transcript has 6 exons. Bases 1 to 1344 code for a protein of 447 amino acids. Gene Ontology annotation, cellular component: membrane.
AUGUCUACACUGGAGGCUAUGCCCCCGCGGGAGCAUGAAAAGCUCUCCAUAGCGGAGGAAGUUCAGACACUCGAACGGGUACCGGUUGACGAUGAGGAGUUCAGCGAAGACGAAAUACGCAAGGUGAGGCACAAGGUCGAUCGACGCCUCAUAUCCGUAUGCGCUCUCCUGGUCAUGAUCAGUCUCUUGGACAGGUCAAACCUAAGUAACGCCAACAUCGCUGGAAUGGCCAAAGAUUUGGAGCUUACCAUCGGAACUCGCUACUCUAUCAUAGUGCUGUCGUUCUUCGCACCAUAUAUCGUCGCCGAGGUCCCCUGUGCAUACUUGGUACGCAAAGCUGGACUCAGAUGGUCUCUGCCGACCAUCACAUUGGCUUGGGGGCUAGUUAUGCUGGGGUUCGGCUUUGUGCACAAUUGGACCGUACUCAUUGGUCUUCGAAUCAUUCUAGGCAUUCUCGAGGCAGGUCUGUUCCCUGCGCUCGCAUACUUGUUGUCACUAUGGUACACGCGCUACGAAGUCCAUCAGCGAUAUGCAGUUUAUUAUAUGAUUGGUCUGGGUGGCUCGUCUCUGGGCGGCGUGCUCGCCUAUGCAUUCAUGCAAAUGAAGGGAGUCGGUGGCCUCGCCGCGUGGAGAUGGAUUUUCAUCAUGGAGGCCCUUCUGACUAUUGUUGUGGCGGCCAUUGCUUUUACAUUCCUCGUCGACUAUCCCCAGAACGCGCACGAGGCGUGGAACUUCCUCACACAGAGGGAAGCGACGAUGAUGCUUCGGCGGGUUGAAAGGGACCGCGGAGACACUGAAGAAGACCAGGAAUUUGAUCUCGCCAGAUUCUUGCGACCGGCCUUGGAUCUGAGAGUCUGGGGUUAUGGGAUGAUCUGGUGUUUUUCGACCAUGCCCGCCUACGCGGUAGCCUACUUUCUGCCCCAGAUCUUGAACCACGAGCUUGGCUUCAGUAUCGGUGUUUCCCAACUUCUGAGUACUCCUCCCUACAUUUUUGCUGGCGUGCAGAUGUGUUUCGAGGGCUGGCUCUGCGACAAGAUCCACCGCCGAUUCCCGGUUCUGCUCUGGAACCCCGUUCAGACCAUUGUCGGACUGUGCCUCCUUUCCUGGACCAGGACCCCUGGUGUGCAGUAUUUCGGUACUUUCCUCGUCACUGCAGGCUGUAAUUCUAACAUUCCGGCGGUCAUGGCGUGGCAAGCCAACAAUAUCCGUGGCCAUUGGACGCGGAUGUUUUGCAGUGCUGUCCUGAUAUCUACCGGAGGCCUCGGCGGCAUCAUCGGCGCCCUGGUCUUUAGAUCACAAGAUGCCCCGAAAUACUUACCCGGAAUGAUCGCCUGUAUGGUGUAA